GAUAGUGCAGUGAAUUGAACUACAGUUAGCGCUAGCUCCACCUAAAAAGUUAUAAUGAUAAAUCCGCCCACAAUUCAAAAUGGCCUCAAGUGCUGAAGCUUUUUCUGUGAAGAUCCUGGAAGCAUGUGAGGCAGGAGAGACCUUUGUAAAAGAGUUUUAUUCCACUGUAGACAGGAGAAGAAACUUGUUAUCAGGUUUUUAUUCUGAUACAUCAUUCAUGGUCUGGAAUGGUCACACUCACACUGGAUCAGCUAAUAUAAGCAACUUCUACCAGUCAUUGCCAACCAGUGAACACGAAGUGACAUCAUUUGACUGUCAGCCUCUCAAUGAUGGUCGUGAUCAAACUCAGGUACUUGUAUCCUGUUCUGGUCAAGUUUUAUUUGACACUCCAACAGAAGGCGUGGCUGGAAUGGGAGGGGCCAGCAAUUUUGGCUCCAAUCCUACUAAUUUUCAUCAAAGUUUCAUACUUGUGAAGCACCCCGAGUACUGGAAGAUUGACAGUGACUGUUUCCGUUUUCAAGAACUAUGAAAAACACAUAUAUUUACCAUUGAUGGAUUAUAAUUAUUGUAAAGUAUUCACAAUAUAAAGAAUCAAUAUCUAA
Messenger RNA from Amphimedon queenslandica, 602 nucleotides. Its product is annotated as NTF2-related export protein 1-like. The transcript has 3 exons. The record is from RefSeq and is a predicted model, not a curated record. Gene Ontology annotation, biological process: nucleocytoplasmic transport. Bases 80 to 529 code for a protein of 149 amino acids. NCBI's taxonomy places the organism in Eukaryota, Metazoa, Porifera, Demospongiae, Haplosclerida, Niphatidae.